This is a messenger RNA of Grammomys surdaster, 174 nucleotides long. RefSeq names its product NADH dehydrogenase [ubiquinone] 1 beta subcomplex subunit 1-like. The coding region runs from base 1 to 174 and encodes 57 amino acids. The transcript has a single exon. Gene Ontology annotation, cellular component: mitochondrion. Lineage: Eukaryota; Metazoa; Chordata; Mammalia; Rodentia; Muridae. The record is from RefSeq and is a predicted model, not a curated record.
AUGAACUUAUUUCAUCUUGUACGUGAGCACUGGGUUCAUAGAUUUGUCCCUGCGGGAUUUCUCUUUGGAUAUUAUCUAGACAGGAAGGAUGAUGAAAAGCUAACUGCCUUCCGGAAUAAGAGUAUGCUAUUUCAAAGGGAACUGAGGCCCAAUGAAGAAGUGACUUGGAAGUAA